This is a messenger RNA of Plasmodium gaboni, 687 nucleotides long. RefSeq lists its product as hypothetical. The record is from RefSeq and is a predicted model, not a curated record. NCBI's taxonomy places the organism in Eukaryota, Apicomplexa, Aconoidasida, Haemosporida, Plasmodiidae. The transcript has 9 exons. Bases 1 to 687 code for a protein of 228 amino acids.
AUGUUAUAUUCUUAUUGGCUCCUCUAUAUAACAAUAGCAAAGACGCUUUCAUGUUUCAAUUUUAAUAAUGCAUUAGAACAGACUAACUAUUUAGUUUUAAAAAAUGCAUAUAUAGAUUGCAAAAACUAUAAUGUUAUAGACAAGAAAAAUGAAGAAUACACCAUAAAACAAGGAGAAUUGUAUUGUGAUGAAGACCCUUUUUGUAAUUAUUUUUUAUAUAAUCAGAAGAAAAAAGAAAUUCGACUAUGCUACGAUAAGAAAAUUAAUUUAAAACAGCCUAAAUAUGAUGAUACAUGGGUAACAAGUAUAAAGGGAAAUGUUUUUGAAAAUUUUUCUCCAUCACUUAUCAAUUCACAAGGAAUUUGUAGUAAUCAAGUUGACAAAAUAUUUUUCAAUUCAUUAAAUGAAGCAAUCCAAAAAGGAAAGGAAAAUAACAAAAAAUUUUUGAUAUUAAACUUUCAGUCCAAAAAUAGUGAAGAUAAUAUAGAGGGCUAUUUUUGUGAGAGCAUAGAUUAUUUUAUUAAUAGAGAAGGCUAUGUAGUUUUUGAUUUUAUCAAAAGGGAACAACCUCAUCAAUCAUGUUUAAAAAGUAAAAAAUGUGGAUUAAGAGGAUCAGUACAAUCAGAUGAUAGUAAAUAUGAAGAAAAUAUAAACCCCGGUGAUGUUGUUGUUGCCCACAAAUUUUAG